AUGUACACGGAACGUGAUGAGAUGAUGGAGUUCCAAGUGGCGUGUAAGCAUAGCGGAGCUCAAGAAAGCAGAAAAGGCCGAGCCGGCGGUCGACAAGGCCUGACCGGCACUUCACCUGACGGACCCUCUUUGCUCGGUGAAUAUACAAAAGCCUCGGUUCGCGUUGAUCUCACUCCAAAACUCAACUUCCGUCGCAACUCUUGUACCGACAACCUUUUUGUUCUUAUCUGUUGGGAAGUUGGAAAACUGUCAAUAUUGCCGCCUACUUAAAAAAGAACAAUGCUACUGGCUUACUUAGAAAAUUCGCUUGAUGCGCUUAGAAAACCAUGACCUGCUGCUUUUUUGUGAAAAUAAAAUAACGAUUUUUUCAAUCUCCGUUUCAUAUAAAACUCUGGACAAAAAUUGAAUGGAGAAACCCAUUUUCUUCUAUUCUGCUUUUUCCAUAUUUUUUUCUGUAAUUAUAUAUUUGUUGGGACAACCAAAUGAUUAUCUCAACUUGACGGCUCCCUUUUUGAAAAAUCGGUGUUUGAGGGAAAGCAAGAUAAUAAAUUCUUUUCUAAUUUCCCUUCGCUAGCAAGGUUGAGGGGACUCGAAUGAAAAGGAAUCAAAGUGAAAAUUUUUGAUUUUGUUUAAAUCAGAAUAGCCGUUGAAAAAAAAAUAAUCAAAAGAGCGUAAGACGUUCUUUUUCGAAUACACAUUUAAAGAAAAAAAGUUUGUUUUUUUCAUUACUGCUUGAAACGUUUUCAAAAGAGGAGAUUAGCAUAAAUAAAAACAAAAAGGCUUCUAGGCUUAUAUUUAGAAUUCGGGAACUUAUAGACCUAAUCUUAUAUGCAUCAAACAGAAAAAAAGGGAUGUAAUCAUUAAGAUAUUUUCUGUUUGAAAAUCAAUCAAAGAACGUUAGCGACUAGCAAGUUUGGGAAAAAUGAAGAAAACAACCGAAAAGCGCAAGGAGCGGUACCAUAGAAAGAUCGUUUUCGUGUGCGUCGCAGCUUCGGUAACCGAUCCUUUAGGCACGCAAUUCGCUCCUCGGGUUCCUUUUCACGCCGCAUCUUUUUCACUCGGUGAUUAAUCUAUCAAAGAAGGAAGACAAACUCCAAUCUUGGCCAAACGACGCAAUCAGCUUCAUUUCGUAGAAAACGAGACCAGGAGUUUUAAAUCCAUAGCGACUUUUCAAUUUACAGUGCUCUCUGUUUCGAACUAACACUGCUUUCAAUGAUUCCAAAAAAGGGCUUUCAAAAAAGAGAGUACGUCUUCGAAAACUUCCUGAUAUGAUAUCAUCAUCAAUAUUUGAAAAAGGUAAAAGUAACUAAAAGAGAAGCUAGUGAAAAUUAGGAAACUUCUUUUAUUGCGGUUCCAGUUUUGAAAGUAUUGGUAUGUUUUCUUUGAGAUAUAAUUUAUGCCCUGGUCGCACGGAAAAUAGUUACUACGGUUGUUUGAAAGUUAAUCUUUCAAAAAUUGAGAAUAAAAAAAGUGUAUAUGAAGAUUUUCUUCAAUGUGGUGAAGUUUGGUUUAUAGCCGGUGCUUUCAUUUUUGAUAAUUUGAACUUGGAUCAAUUAAGAGCGAAACCGAAAAAUUUAUUUAAAAAGAAAGGAAGCAAAGCAAUUCUGAACGUGUCCAACAGAAACUAGCCUUUUCUGCAAGCCGUUUUGGUUUUAUAUCUUUCAUAGAGUGAAUAUCUGUUUAAUUUCUUGAAAUUAAUUCCAGAUAACAAGUGGGCUCGAAUCAAGUACCUACCACAAGAAAAUACAGAAAAAACGGUUAGAGUCUGAUGAAAGAUUUGAACGUUUUAUCUCCUCAAAGUAGAAAUACACCGCUUAAAAACUGGCUAAAAACUUCAGACCAGUGUUAACUUUUGAAUGAAACUUUAAUUGCGAGAUGAAAUGAAAACUGGGGCCAAAAAGAAGCGAAUCCAGAAUAAAAGGAGAGAACACAGGGUUGGCUGGACCCGCGGCCGCCAAAAGCACACUUGUCCUGUCAGAACCUGGGUCACGGUGCUGCGCCACGCCCACAGGGGAUACGCAGGGCCUAGCCGGCCGGCAACACCACAAAAAUAACACUGGAUGGACGUUUUCUAGGAGAUGCAUUUGGCUCCCCGUCGAGACCAUCUUUCGCAACUCGCGCCGCCCACCUCUCGUACGUACAUUGCCCCACAGGAGUCGUGCUCAAGUGCGAGCAAGCUAUCGCUCAUCGAAAAACUGAAAUCACUCCCGUCGGGUUGUUGUUUCUCGAUCAGAAAUUGCAUUCCUGAGAACUUUUUUUUCGAUUUCGUAAUGUUCCAUUUUUGGACACUCUACAAAUGACUCGAGCUGUGACUCAGAUCAGAACUCAGCCUGAGAUCGAGCUAUGAACAUCUUGGUAAAAAAGGUUGAGAAAAUUGAAAAAUGACUUUAAGAAGGAGAGAAAAAACAGAAAACUUACUCUUUUCAACCACUCGCACUUUCUAAAUAUUAUGAUGUGAAAUUAUCCUAUUCCAAAAUGAUCAGAGUUUUUUUUUCCGAGUGAGAGCAUGUUAUACCAAUGAGACUUUUUUGAUGAUAUUGUUGAAUAAAGUAGUACGGUACAAAUUGCUGGUUUUCAAAGUUGGCUUUUUGAUUCCUUAGAACAUGAAAAAACUAGUGAUUAGAAAGUUUUUGUUAUAACAACUCGUAAGCAACGAAAAGUGCGUCGAAUAAUAAUUUAAUACGAGCCAAUCGAACUUAAAGGAAUGAUUUCUAAUUCAGAACAUGAAAGCAUGUCUUCUGCAAAAAAAAACCAUACCGAUGAAAAAAAAACCCAUUCUAUUUCAAACUCGAAGUUUCCUUGACUUUUCACAUCCAGUUUCAAACUUAAUCGUACUUCUGCAAAAAAAACUGCUCUCAUUGAACAUAUGUUCGUGAAACCGCUCAAAAAAUCCAGCAUUGAACUUCAAUGAGUGAUGUCAAGGAUUUGUUCAAACAAAAGACCGAUGGUCGGACUUCGGAGAAGCCCAAGUGGUCAAGACGCGUGAUAAGCUCACAAGAGGGCUUGCAACCCUUCUCUCUACUCGAAUCCAACUACAAGCAAGGACCACCCAGCGCGCUGAUUCUCGUGUCCUGUUGAAUUUGCUCCUGGAGCACUUGUACGCUGUUUUUCGAGUCUCUCGAUAGGCUAUGAUCCACAAACAACAGAAACGUGGUGAAGAAGCUCGAAGACUUUUUCUUCCCACGUCAUGAAGCUCCUCUCAUAUCUGAAGGAUCUGAGAACGUACAGUUCAUCCGAAGCUGGCUUGGAAUAACCUUCACAUUGUUGUUACCUGAAAACUAUGGAAACAAAAUUUAUCAAUGUUCUCAAAAAAAUUUAACAGAUCAGAUUUGCUUGUUCGUUUAACCAGCGCUGUUGAAUCGUCAGAAAGUUUUGACUUUUUUUUCUGAUCAAUUUUGGAUUUGUCUUGCUUGAAGGGAUGUAUCCUGAAAUGCAAUGUUAAUAAUUUGAAAAAAAUGGUAUUUUGCACAAAAAAAGUUAAAAAAACUUUUACUCAGAUUUUUAUUCAAAGUGGAGAAAUGUUUUUUUAUAGGAAAUUUUUUUGAGCGAUAAGUACAGUUAAUUUAUUGCUGAAUCGAAAUGAAAGUUAACAACUAUCUAUACAAAAACCCACUGAACAGUGUUCAAGGUUGAAUGAAAUCAGAAUUUUCUUCUUUCAUUUCAUCGAUUUUGGAAAAAAAAAACGGCAAUUUUUCCUCAAAUAAAUUUAUGAAAAACAUUUCGAACAGAUUUUUAGGAACGGGUGAAAUUUUGAAUGCCCCAAGAUUCAAAUUUUUCGAUACUUCUUCCAUAAAUUUAAAAAAUCAACGAAGUUCAAAGAGAUUUGACAUCACUGAUGAUUUGAUAUCAACUCUGUCCUUCUGAUUCUUUGUAUUUUGUCCACCUCUUUAGGCGAACCAGGAAAUGAAAAAGAUUCGAAAAUUUUCCACGAAAAAACUCAGUUAAAAACAAAGAAUUCGAAAAAAUCGUCAAAAAUUGGACUGUAAGAGGUGAACCAGGAAAAAUUGAUACUUUUUUUCCCAAAAAAACGAAUUUUUUUAAAUUUUAUCAAUUUUUCUUUAUGUUUUUUUCUCAUAAAUAAAUAAAUACAAAUAUAUUCUGUUUGUAGAAUAUGAAUACUAUCUGUUUUACAACCGCAGAAGCACAUGGCAACCAUGCUGGAGGCCGAGAGGGGCAAUGAAAUUCGGCGUUUGAUAACGUCGACUGUCAUAAUUACACGCUUAUCGUUUGCCGACGGACCUGCGCCACCACGGUUUCCGUGCCACUUUGAAGCCGUUUCUGCCACUGCUUAAUGCGGCUUUCGUUAAAUUUUGAAAAGAUCUUUUCAGAACAAAAAUGGUGUUUUAUCCUAGAGGAAUUUUAAGAUUAUAACUGGUUUUUUAUUCUAUAUUAUUGUAAGGGACAGUUUUAAUUUUAUUUCAUUGUCAAGUCGUUUCCAUUUCCUGAAAUAACAAUUAGAAAUGAACGUUUUUUUUUUUGCCUGACUGGAACUUUGUCUGAUCUUAACCUAUACAAUUUCCUAACUUCCAGGCGAAAUGCCCCGAGCGAAGGUCGUCUGCGGAGGGCUCUCAAUUGCUUCGUUCAUCUUGGGAGCCGGCCUUCUCAUUGCCGGAUUGGUCGUUGUAUUGAAUGUUUUCCCAAACACAGUGCACAACUCAAUAAAUAAGGUAUCACUUGCUUUUCUAUUGACUUUGUGAUUACAUCGGAAUUUUUUCCCAAUCCAUUUCUCAAGAUUCACGAAUUACUUCUGAAUUCUGAUGAACUUCACUUUUUUUUUCGACAACCUCAGUUAGUUUUUCAGCUGGUAAUUCAAGAGUUUAAAAGAUAAUCUAUGUGAUAACGCAAAAAAAAGCGGAACUCGCCUCGUAUCAAUUUAAGUAGAUCAAAAUACGCUAAACUUUUGCACUUCAUACAGUCGACGGCAGUUUUCUUGUUCCUUUCCAAUUUCUGAUGAAAUUUCACGAAAAACUUCUUACUGAGCUGUGCAAAAGUUUCAAUCAUGAAAAGAAGACGGUGAUCAAGCAGUGAUCUUGAAGAUAAGAAAAUUAUAUGUGCCCCGUUUUGCGAUAUGCCUUUUUUUGCCCAUGGUAGUUAAGGACCUAAAAGUGAAAGUUUGAACCCUGCCAAAAUGUGAUGUUAAGAAUUUUUUCGAUAAGUGCACUAACUUUUUAGAAAAAUCAAAGAAAAACAAUUUUCAGCAAAAGUUACUCGGUUUAAACAACGACGGUACUUUGAAUGAUUUCACUUCACAAUGGGCCAACCCAAAAUACAUUUCCACAAUGCAAUACUGGAUUUACAACUAUACAAAUCCUAUCGGAAUAUUGAACAGAGCAAUUUAUCCAGACGUCGCUGAGAUAGGACCUUACAGCUACGAGUGAGUUUGAAUAGAAUCUCACACGAAUUUAUGCUUUUUCAGUGAAAUAAUAUCAAAUGAGAUUGUGAACUUCACGGAAAACGGAGAGAAGAUGAUUUUUAAACAAAUUCAAACGUGGGUUUUCAACCCCAACAAGUCCUGCGCAGGUAAAAACCUAAAUCAAUAACUUCACCGGAGUUCUUUUAAGGCUGCGACCCGAAGAAAGAUAAAAUUAUAAUUCCUGACAUCGGCUUUCAAGUAGGAAUCGAACUUGUUGAUCAACAGCUGGAAAACGUCCUUUACUCUGAAUUAGCAACCUACGCCUGCCAACAACUUUUCAAAGUCUUAGUUGAUUUUUGAAAGCGAAUCAAGCUGAACAUUCAGAACAAACCAGACCCGAAAGCAUACUGCCAAGGAGUAGCCAAAACAAUUGAAGGGGAGCUCGGAGUUCUCAUCAGUCUCUUCAAUACGUCACCGUUUGCCAUGAUGGCAAGUUUCUCCUUUUUAGUCUGAAUUGCCAGAAAAUUUCAGACUGUUGACGAACUAAUGUUUUCCGGAUACAAAACGCCGUUUAUGGACAAGUUUGUCAAUCAAUUCUUGAAGUUUCUUCAUGGACUUUUCGGGACGCCUUUCACUCCCCUUCCGAAUCCACCAAUUGCUUUGAACGUGAGUUCUCACGUUGAACCCGAAUCAGACGGCUCAAAACGCGUGAAUAUCUUGCGAAGAUCUGCAAACACGUCCUAUUGUUUGCUGCUUACGACGUAAAGAUGUCAUCUAGAAAAAAUCUGUAGGGCAAGGCUAAAAAUAGUCAUUGUGUACGCAGUGUUUCCAAAAAAUGGCGCGAAAAAGAAUGACCGGUGCGUUGGACUAUCGACACUCCAAUCGAGUGUCAGCAAGCACUUUCCGUGUUUUUCUUCGGAUUCACAAGAACCUCCCGCCUGGGCAGCUCUUCAUGGCUUCCUGUCUUUUGUUUCAAGAGGCUGAGGACCAGUUUAUCAAUUGAAAUGGAGAAAAAAAAAUGAAGAUCUUUGUGAUUUAAAUAAAUCUAGUCAUGAGCAUGGGUGCAUUCCCUAAAAAUUCAUACAAAGUUCUUUUUUAGUGUUUUUCCAAGUCACCUGGCUUUUUCUAAAAAAACUCUUUCUUCAUGGGCUAGUUUUGAAAAAGCUUCACAAGGUAGAAGUAUAGGUGCGUGAAAAGAUGCAUUAGCCAUGAUUUUCGGUCGAUGAUGAUGAAUGGAGUGUGAACUAUGGAAGUCAAAUUAUCUUUUUUCCGUAAUCCGAUUGUGUUCUCAUAAUUGUCUAUGAACAAAUCAUCGUUCGAAUCAGGGAGUUCAAGGAAUUAUCUGCCUCUGAUGCUUUCGCUUUCAUAUGAAUUCUUCUUAUCGAAAGGAAGAGCUUAGUUUUUUGUUUUCAGGCUUUAAAUGGAACUACUGAUUUGCUAUAUACAGUCUGGUCCGGAAAACUGGAUCCUCUUAAAACCGGCUACAUCAUCGAUUUCAGCAGUAUUAGUGGAAACAGUUCGAGUAGCAACAGUUCAAUGCUGCCACCGGAAUGGUUCCACAAAACUUUUCUUCGAAAAUCAAAAACCUUUAAUCUAGGUGGCCUUCUGCAAACAUUUCAUAUUGCAAAGAUCCGCUAGCAGCGUUGAGGAUUGAUGGAACAAGUAAUUUUUUUCGAGGAAUAUCAAUUUUAAAAACAAUUUUUUUACAGACGCUGAUUAUUUCAAAAAAAUUUUUUUAAAACGAACGGAACCUCUGCCAGUUUACAUUUCGGAUAUUUGCAGGUUUUUGUUAGAAACUUUUAUGAAAUUUUUAAUUCAAAGUUUUCAUCCAAAUCCGCUUCCAGAACUGCUAACCUCGAGUAUGAUAGAGAUGUCACCGUACAAGGAAUAAACGGCUUUAGAUUCAUCCUACCAGCUUCGCAAUUCAAUUAUAGUUUAGAAGAAAAUUGCGGGUAAAAAAUAUCAAUUUUGAAAUCAAACAGGUUUUUUUUUCUAGAUUUUGCGUCCCUUUACCUUACGGAUCCUAUGAAUACCCACCCGAUAGUGCUUGCCUUCCAACUGGUCUUCUGGAUAUCAGUGGAUGUUCACAAGGUUUACAAAACCUGGUUAAGUUUAUUGAAACUACCAUGAUCGCUUUUUAAAUCUUUCAUCCGAAAAAAAUUUUUCAAAAAUUUUCAAAACUUUGCAUUAGUCGCUUUAGAAAUUUUUUUAAAAAGAUGAAGUAGGAUGUGAGCAGUCAUUUUUUUGUCGAAGUAGUCUAUUUUGCAUCGUUUUUAAUCGUGAACAACCGCUGAAUAAAAACGUUCAGAAACGGAUUUGCUUUUUAAACUUCAUUUUUUUCGGAGUAUUAUAAAAAAACUUUCUCUUUGAAAGUGCUUCACAGAUCAUGUUUUUGAAUUACGGAAACCGUGCCAUCUUAAUUCAUUUUUCUCCAAAAAGAUUUCAGUUCAUCAAAAAAAGAAAAAAACUUUUUGAGUCUCAAUGAGCCAAAUCAUCUAGCUCUAAGAGGAAAAAGGCAACUUUUUAAACAGUCAUAUUUCUAUUUUUGAGUACCAAUAAUUAUUUUUUUCUCAAAACUUGAAAAAGCCUAACUGGCUGAGGCUAUAAAAAAAUAUUUCUUCAGUACAUUGAAAAUUCAUGAAUGACAUAGUUUGCUUUUUUCAGGUGCUCCCAUUAUCAUUUCGAAGCCUCAUUUCUAUCAAGCCGAACGCGUUGUUUCCCGUUUCGUUCCCAGACUAAAACAGACUUAUGAGAAUGACGAAACGACCAUUGAUAUCGAGCCUGUGAGUAUAAACUGAGCAAAGAAAAAAUCCAAUCCAAAAUUCUUCAGAACACGGGUACUGUCUUGCAAGCCAAUAAACGUUUGCAAAUCAACUUGUUAGUCAACCAAUUCAGAAAUAUUAAGUAAGUUUUUCCGACUGUUCAUGUUCCUGAUUCGUUAUCAAUCGCAGGUCUUUAUCGGUUAUGCGUCCUGGUGCUUAUCCGUUAGUAUGGUUGAACGAGUCUUACUAUAUGGACGAAGGUACAAAGAACCAAUUGAACUCGCAACUUUUCACACCAACAAAAAUCGUCAACAUUAUUUGUUGGUGCGCCGUUGGCCUUGGAGGUUAUUUUUACUUACAACGUUUCAUUUUAUACGGCUCAAAAGAAGUCUCAGUUUAGCAUGUAAACGUGCUCUUCGAAAAAUUUUCAACUUUCACGAACUCUCAAAUAGCUUUCUCAUCAUUUAUUCCGGAAAUCAAACUAGAAAGCAACAUGCGGCUCAAUAAACAUUUACGAUCGCAACUCUUACGUUUUUUAUCAGCAUUCCAAUGUGAGCUGAUAUGUUCUUUGAGACAGCAGUUCAGAAAUAAUCUUUCGGUUUUAAACUUCGGAAACUUUUCUUAUCGAAAAGACAGGGUAGAAAGUACAAAAAGAUACAAAAUAAAAACAAAGAUCUCCUGCUCAAUGGAAGGUUUUUGAAAAAGGAAACAAAUCCAACAUUUGAACUUUCAGGAGCUCUGCUUCUUCUUUCUGUCGCCUUGUCCGUCACAACCUUCUGCUGCUUCAGGGAAGAGCAUAAAAAGUUCUCAUGAAGUCGGGAAUCUUCAUUUUUUUGUACGUGUUCUUGCAUGCACAUUUGUUUGUUUCAUAUUGUUGUUUUUUUUAAUAUUUUUUUCUCCACUUUUUUUAAUAUCAAUAAAAAUGUUUUAUUUGAUUGCUUGAUAAAAAAUUUUUCUAACAUUUCACUUCAUUUUUUUCCAAAAAUAUUUUUUUCUGAAAUUUUAUUUUGAAUUCUAAAAAGACGUCUGAAAAUUGGAAAAGUUUCUUCUGUGCUGGAGCAAAGAUUAAUUACCCUCGUUUGGUUUUUGAACUGACGCUGCAUUUUUUUGCGGCUGGUUCUUAUUCUUUCCGAUACCGCGGGACGCAAGUUUUUUUGUUUUCAGAGGCGCUGGAGCAGAAGGAAAUUUGAACCAACACAAAAAAAUCAACUAGAACAACAAAAGUUUUAAGUUCAAAAUGGACUCGUACAAUAAGAAUUAAUGAAGAAAGGUUAAAAAAUAGAUAAUUUUUUUUGAAAUUUUUUUCAUUGAUCCACUUGAUCCAUUGAUUUUUUCAUUGACCAUAUAUGAAAAUUUUUCAACAUAAAUUCAUACGAAAAUGAAUUAGGACCCAUUCAGAAAUGAAAUGCGCGGUUGACUUUUGCAUUAUGAUUGGUUAAGUCCUAAAAAUCGAAAUUUUCCCUCUGUGUAAAUAAUUCUGGAAUUAGUAGUCCCCUAUUCAAAGAAGCAUUUCCGCGUUUCUCAAUGAGAAAAGGUGCCCAAAACAAGUGCAUCCGCCAAAAACACAGCGAUUGGUCAAUGAACAAAGCAGAAAAAAACAAUGAAGAAGCGCGCCUGAGGCGACCGCGUGUUUGAGGUCUGGACCGGCUGACCGUGUAACCCGAAGCUCGCCAAUUGCGACUCCUUGUUCCAAGGCGCCGUUGACUUGGAUUAGGCCGCAAAAACAUGCACCUUGUUCGCAAUGAGUGACAAAACGGGACUCUGAGCGUUCUGAAAAGCUUAAAAGCGACGGACGACAGUCCUCCGAUUCUUCAGGUGUCAUUCCCGGAUGCCACAAACGUUACAGUUGGGUUUCCUGCAAGCUCUUUUGGCAGUAUGCCUAGUUUCGAUUACUGAUUCUAGAGUUAUACAAGUAGGUUACUUUUUUUUUUAACUCGUGAUCUUAUUAACCAGUCGAAUAGGUUUUGAAGUCAAAAUUCAACGAUAAAUUGAAAAACUUUGCAAUUCCUACUUUUUUCAGCAUUCAGUCCUGCAUUGUCAAUUUUGUUUUUCCAAGUUUUAGUCAUCAAUUUUUUUCAUCAUAUCAAGCAAAAAUUUUCAGUGUUCAAGGUGGAAAAAGCAAAAAAAGUUUUUUUGUCACAAUUUUUUUUUCUUCUUUUUUUAGUCAUCAAGUUUCGAUUAUUUACUGUCUAUUUUGAAAAAAAUAUUCAUUGCACGGUUGUCCGAUUGAAAAAAAUGAUCCUUAACAUUUUGACACAAAUGAUUUACAGAGGUGCACUUUUUUUCUAUAGUUCUCAAUUUUUUUGCUUCAUAGUUGAACGUGAAUUUUUUUCUUUUUUUAUAAAUUUGUUCAAAAGAUUUAUUCCCCAUUCUACAGCUUCAGCAAGCAUCGGUGAAAUUAUAUUUCCGAAUUUUAGUUCUACAUCGAGCCAGCACAGAAAACGUUUCCAACCUAUGUACAACAAUUGGUCGAGGGAGACUUACAACGAAUCGAGCAAGUUUGAAAAAAACCUACUAAACACCUUAUGGUUAUGUCUUUGCCAGGGGAUGAAACUGACCGCAUCGGUUAGUUUGAUUUUCGACGCCGGGUAUUACAUUAUCGUGGAUUCCCCUUCGGCAACGGACAUUCAGUCUAAGGAAUUAAUGUUGAAAGGUCUCAUUUAAAGCUUCUUUUUGUUUAAAAUAGUGUUUUCAGGGGUUUCCUCGAGGAACAUAGCGCCUGGAGAAGUUCAAGUUGUCGUCACGACACACGGCCACCCAGAUCAUUUCGGCCAAGGCAAUUUUUUCCCCAAUGCGCGCCAUUUCUUCGGGAGCUACGAAUAUUCUGACAAGAAUUUCAUCACUACAGAAUUGCAUACUGUAUAACAAUUAUCGAGCCUUUUUUUCACAAUUUUCUUCAGAGUGACGUCAUGCAGCUGACAAAAAAUGUGCAAUUGUGGAACACUCCUGGCCAUACAGCCCAAGAUGUAUCCGUCAUAGUUCACGGAGUUCCUUGCUGUGGGGUCGUCGCCGUUUCUGGUUGGUUUCAAUCAAAUAUUAAAAAAGCUUCCUACAUUUCUAUACCAUAUUUCUUCUUACAAUGUCAAGUACUUUUGGUUUCAAGUUAUGUAUUUUUUUUCAAAUUUCGCAUCUGGAAAAAUUUCCUUUUCGUCAUCUGAAGUGAUUUCACGAAUGUAUUUUGUUUUUUGUAGGCUUUCAGUGUUUCCACUUAUUGAAAAAAAUCUUCAAAUUUCUUUUUAUUGAAAGAAAAAAAGAACUGAGGAAAUUUUAAUUGUAGGGAAGCAACUAAAAAAAUAAGCUUUCUGAUAUUAAAAAUUUUAUCAUUAAAAAUCUUUGGUUUUUUUCUUUCUCUGUUAAACAAAACUACCAAAAAAAGAAAUUCGCAUUUCUUCUCAGCAGAAAAAAUUCCCUUUUUCGACAUUUUCAUCCCGAUUGAAUCUAAAUUUUCUAGGAGAUUUGUUCUACAAUGAGGAAGAUGCUAUGCAAAGUGCUGGAAUUUGGUUCCAAGAAGCUUGGAACCCCAUUAUUGGUAUGUGCCAGAUAUAUGAUCUGAGAAAGCAGAUUUGUCUCUGAAGGAAAGAUGAGCCGAAACAAAGUGAUGUGCUACGCCGACUACAUCAUCCCCGGUCACGGGAAUCUUUUUCAAGUCAGUCCUCGAUUAAAUAAAAAAAUGGUGCUCGGAAAAAAAUCGGAAUAAAUUUAAUUUUUUUCCUAAAACCUGUAAUUUCGAGGAGCGAAAAAGUGGUAUUUUUUUCUAGUACAUGUUUUAUUGAGAUAAUGACAACCUUCUAGACUUCGAAAUAUAUUUAAAAACCCUGAAAAAGAAAGCGAACCAAAAUGAAAGAGAACGAUGAAGAUUUUGGCAGCCCUAGUUUGCAAAAAUUACAGUUGUUGAAAAAAAGCCGAAAUAUGGAACUGUCUUCAAGGUUUCGUUUUUUUUUAAAUGUGUUUGAAAUUAAUUUUUUGAUUAAAGUAAUUUUUUCAAAACUAAAAAAAGGAGCAGGGUGGUACCCGCGUUAAUUUUGUGAAAAAAGAUGAAAAGUGUUCUGAGACAAUAUCGGAAAACGUCAGGAAAAGGAAGGAAAUGACCUUUCUUGUCAGCAAAAGUUGUUCAAUAUCUUCUACCAUUCGAAAAGUUUUCAGAAUCACAGCUGCCAUGAAAGAAGCGGCCGACUGCAAUGUCACCUACCAUAACCCGAAAACAGCUAACACAACGGAAUACGUUGCUAAAGACUUGCUCGCCAACGUCACUCUGCCCAAAACGGAAACUAAUUUACCUGUCCAGACAACAGCUACAACAGCGGUGACAACUUCGCAGCCAACAACGUCAAUUACAAUUGCCUCGCUCUCUCCGGAAAUCUUUGGGAUACCUGCGAACAGUUCUGUAGUGGCUUCCAAUCUUCAGACUCUUGAACUGGUAGGCUUUUGAGUUCAAAUGUAUGAAUCCCUAGAUAGAGAGACAAAAACGAAAUUUAUAUCAGUAACUCAACCUGAGACAAGUUUGGCCGCUGUCGAGUGGACAAUUUGAAAAAACAGUUUUUUUAUUCCGAAAAAAUCAUGAGUAUUAAUAACAGCUUUUUGAUCAAUUUUAAAUUACUCUGUUCCCAUUAGAGUUGGAAACAUUGCUGUUAUAGUGCAGCUCAUGUAAACUUAACUAUGGCAAGCAAUGAACUUGAACAUUUUUCCAGCAAACAACGAUCAAGCCGAAUAUCACCACGUCUUUUUUCACUGUUGAUCUGGCGGCUGGUUUCAUUGGCCUAUAAACUUCUGAAAGAUCAUGUUUUUUUGUCAGAAACACCGUCGCCAAAUGAAAUUCAUAUGAACGAUGGUAACGAAAUUCAAGAGAAUUUGCCGCCACUAGGAAACAAAGUGAAAAAUCCGAUCUUCAGUUCUCGGACAAAAGAACAAGGUUAGCGGAAUAAACUUUACUCGGUUGUUUUUGCUAAAACUGUUGAAUCAGUUGAAUCCGUGGCUCCGGCAGUCGAAUCGGCAGCGAUGCAGCUGGCGCGUAUGUUGAACGUUGGAUUGGGAGUCGCGCGGGAAGACGAACCUUUCCCUUACACGAAGUUUUGGCAGGACACAUUGAAACGGAUUGUUGUGAGUUCUCCUCUUUUUUAUGAAAAUUUAUAAGACUUUCUGAACGAGGGAGGUUUUUCAUUUUUAAUUUUUUUUAAUCAAACCGGAGACUCCAAUCACAGUGCGACUUAUUUAUGAUCAUGUGGAAAAAAAUUUGGAUUUUUUUGCAAAUUUUAAUCCAAAGAUUUCAAAUAGAAAGUUUUUUCAUUCGAUUUUUCGGUGUGAGCUCUAUUUGCAUUGUUUCAAAUACAAAUUUAGAUUCCAGAUAUGAUUACCAAAACUGCUAGCAACCAUUGAGCAUCUCAGUGAGUUGAUUUAAACUGGCUCGAGAAACUAUUUUUUUGAAAUCGAUUGUAAAUUUGCGCUCUGUCGAACUUCUUGAAAACUUUAAUGAUGGAAUGAGAUACAAAUUCUAAAAAAAGUUUAACAAAGAGAAAAACGCUUGAUUCAAAUAGUUGUGUGCUGUGAGUUGGCACGAAUUCUCGAUAAUAUGUACUUCAUCGACCUUUUCCUCGGGGAAAAAGUAAAGUGCAUGUGAAACAUUUUUUUAUUCUUUUCUUUGUGAUCGUGCAAAAAAUCCCGCAAGAAUUCUUUCGCCAGGUUUAUUUUUACUGUAUAAAAUGCCACUGCAGUGAACGACAGAAAAAAAGAUUUAUUCAAGAAAAUUGUAUUUCAAACCUUUUUUAACACAUCAAGAACAUUUUUUAAGGAAGACGGUGGACCAAAAUUGACUGCCGACCAAUUUGAGCGACAAAAUCGCCUCCGAUCUUAUCAUCACUACUUGAGCCCUACGACUCGAACGAACACCACCGCCUGA
Caenorhabditis auriculariae is the source of this 14008-nucleotide messenger RNA. The record is from the annotation of a GenBank genome assembly. Lineage: Eukaryota; Metazoa; Nematoda; Chromadorea; Rhabditida; Rhabditidae.